AUGUUGAGCUUUAUAUUUUUCCUUUAUGCAUUAUGCAUAAGAUGUACUUUGGUAAAGGCAGUCUUCUUUGAUGAAGCAUUUGUCAAUGAUUGGCAAUUACAGAAUAUUGGUGAUUACUCCUGUGUUGUGUCUGAUUUUGAUGAUGACCAGUUAAUUGUUUUUUCUGAUUUUGAGGGAAAGACCAUGUUAUCAAUCGUCAAUGAAACUGAUGGUUCUCCAAUGACUAGAUUACAAUUAGAUGUGAAAAUUGUUGACGUUAUGAGAAAUGAGAAUGAUAAAACUAUUAUCAUGGAAGAUUCCAAUGGUGAAUAUAUGACUUUUAAUGCUAUUUUAGGGUUUGGCCCAAUAGCUGAUGGAUUUGUGAAAACUUCAUUUAGAUCUUCAUGCGUUCCGAAUUUGGAAUCAAUUAAGGUUACCAAGGACCAAUUGCAAGUAAUUGACAAGGAUUCCCAUUUAAGUUUAUUUUCUUCUAAAUUACCGAAGGAUUACACUUCUGUCAAGUUUCUUGAAACAGAUCAUGCUGGUAUUUUGAAAGUAAUCUAUGAAAUGAAACCAUCCCAAUACCAAUUUCAAUCGUUUGUAGAUGGAGAAUUGAGUUGUACGUGGGAAAAAGAUGAAUCCUUAAAUGAUAUUACUUCCUAUGCAUUUGUUGAUAUUCCAGACACUUCUGAUAUUGAAGCAUCAAUGGAAUUACUAGAAGAGAGUAAGUUUGAUAACCCAUUGGAUGCUUAUAUUUAUAGAAUAACCACCAAUAUCGAUAGAUUCAGAAAAUUCUUAGCUGUGCAUAAUUACUCUCCAGGUGAUAUCCUUACAGGUAUAUUGUUUAAUGAUAGAAUUGGAAAUGUGGAGGAAAAAUUAAGUAAAAAGGAAAUUCAAUUUGGGUUAUCCAAGCUAUUAGUCGUUGGUACUUCUAACGGUAAAUUGGCAGGUUUGAGCGUUAAAAAUGGAGAAGUUAAAUGGUCAUUGGACACUAAAUUUGGUGAAAUUAUCCAGAUCAGAUGGUCUGAAUCAUCCAAUAGCUUAUUGGUCGUGUAUAAGAAUGGUUCCUAUUCCAUUUACAGUAUUAUUGAUUACCUACAACCAAUUUUAGAGAAGACCCAUAAAUUACAAAAAUCAAUCAAGGAUAUUCAUUAUUUAGAUGGGACCGACAGUUACUAUAUUACCUAUGAUAAUGAUGAAAAGUCUAUUGUGAAAUUUGAAGAAUCAGAAGAGGCAAACACAUCUUCAUUGUUUAUAAUGGAUCAUGAUGAGAAGCAUUUAUUAGGAUAUUCUGUAGGGGAAAAAUCAGACUUCACCCCAACUUGGAAACUAAGAACUGAAGAAAAUGAAGAAAUUGUAGCAUUUGCGUCAAAGGAUAUCUCUCCUAUUGCCAAUAUUGGUACUAUACUGGGUAAUAGAACCGUUCUUUACAAAUAUUUAUACCCAAAUUUGGCAAGUUAUGCAGUAGUUAAUAAAGACUUGAAGGAAUUGUAUAUUAAUGUUAUCGAUACUAUAAGUGGUGAAUUACUGUACACUCAAGUUCACAGUGAUAAUGUCGAUGUUUCCUUCCCAAUAAAUAUGGUCUUCUCUGAGAACUGGAUAGUAUUCAGUUAUUUCAGUGUUGACCCUAUUCCAGAACAAAAAUUGGCUGUAAUUGAGUUAUAUGAAUCUAUUACUCCUGAUGUAAGAGUAUCCGGUGGAGAUACUGAAUUCAGUUCGUUAAAUGGUAGUCCACUUCCAGAAGCUAUUACUAAAUCUUAUUUCUUCCCAGAAAUGAUUAAAAAGAUGUCAGUCAGUAAUACUAAAUAUGGUAUUUCUAGCAAAGCAUUGAUUGUAGAAUUAGAAAAUGGCCAGAUUUCUUAUAUUCCUAAAUUGAUAAUAAGCGCCAGAAGGAAGGAAGAAGAAGAUAUGACUGAUGAUGAAAAGAAUGAAUUCAUGUUAAUUCCAUACUCGAAUAUUAUCCCAGUAAGUGAUGAGUAUGUCAUUAGUCAUAAAAGAAAACUAAUAUUUGGUAAGAAUUCUGAAAUAGUAUCCAUUCCAACUAAUCUGGAAUCAACAACAAUUGUGUGUGAUAUUGGACAUGAUGUUUUCUGUACUAAGAUUUCCCCAUCUACUCAAUUCGAUGUCAUGAGCCCAAGCUUUGAAAAGGGUAAAUUGUUGUUUACUAUCUUUGUGAUGGGUGCAUUACUUUUGGUUUUACGUCCAAAGGUUAAUAUGAAGAAAUUGAAAGCCGUCUGGAUGGUUAGAGAUUGA
Molecule: messenger RNA, 2232 nt
Organism: Vanderwaltozyma polyspora DSM 70294
Lineage: Eukaryota; Fungi; Ascomycota; Saccharomycetes; Saccharomycetales; Saccharomycetaceae
Gene: EMC1
Product: Emc1p
Exons: 1
Coding region: 1-2232 (743 amino acids)
Biological process (GO): protein folding in endoplasmic reticulum
Cellular component (GO): EMC complex
Source: RefSeq, a predicted model, not a curated record